This is a messenger RNA of Fusarium venenatum, 270 nucleotides long. The record is from RefSeq and is a predicted model, not a curated record. Lineage: Eukaryota; Fungi; Ascomycota; Sordariomycetes; Hypocreales; Nectriaceae.
AUGCGCCGCGACGUCAACUGCGCGAAGACUCGAGGUCCAAAUGCCACUAUCAGCGACCACAAGAACCUCACCGCCGAAGAAAAGACGACACUCCAUGAUCUUCUCGUUGGAUGGUGUAAUGUCCGUCCUGGCCAGCAUAUUACACCGGCCCUCCGACGAUGUCUCCUCGAACAUGUUUUCCAUAUGUGGAACUCCAAGGUGACUCGAGUCCCAAUCCCGGAUAAGCCUGGGGUGAAGAGACUGCGUCAGACAUCAAUGGAAGCGACAUGA